This is a messenger RNA of Sinocyclocheilus grahami, 831 nucleotides long. RefSeq names its product methyltransferase-like protein 6. The transcript is spliced from 5 exons. NCBI's taxonomy places the organism in Eukaryota, Metazoa, Chordata, Actinopteri, Cypriniformes, Cyprinidae. The record is from RefSeq and is a predicted model, not a curated record. The coding region runs from base 229 to 831 and encodes 200 amino acids.
CUAUAUCACCGCAAUAGCUUUUGCGCGAGUAAGACAGAUGCCGAGUAGAACGACGACAUGCUGCGUUUUAGAUCAAUCAGUUUCUUAUUAAAUAUGCGAAUAUUUUACUCUUAAUCAUUUACCACGCUUAAUAUACAGGUAGAUUAAGUACACGUGUGUACCUGAAACUGCUGUUGUUUGCGUUUUGUCAUUGAGUUUUAAUCGGAAAGAUCGGGAGCACAGACAGUCAUGUCAGUGACAGGUGAGUUGGACUCGCUGGAAUCCAGUCCUGCUUCUCAUCAGUCCAGUGGUCUGAGUGGAAGGACCCUGACUUCAGAAGAGCUGGAGAAACUCAGGAGUGACCGCGUCUUAGUCUCGGACUUUAAGCAGCAGAAACUCGAAAUGGAUGCUCAGAAAAACUGGGACUUGUUUUAUAAAAGAAACACGACGAACUUUUUCAAAGACAGGCACUGGACUACCAGAGAGUUUGAAGAACUGAAAAACUGCAGAGAGUCUCAGGGGCAGAAGCUGGUGUUAUUGGAGGCUGGCUGUGGGGUUGGAAACUGUAUUUUCCCUCUUCUGGAAGAGGAUCUCAGUAUCUUCAUUUAUGCUUGUGACUUCUCUCCACGAGCUGUUGAGUUUGUGAAGCAAAAUGCCUUGUAUUGCACCGAGCGAUGCCUUGCGUUUCAGUGUGACCUCACUAAAGAUGAUCUCCAGGCCACCAUACAAGUGGAGACAGUGGAUGUAGCCACAUUGAUAUUUGUUCUGUCUGCAAUUCAUCCUGACAAGAUGCAGAAAGCCCUGGAACAGAUUUAUAAGGUGCUGUGUGUGAGGAACAUGAGGAAAAAGUGA